Messenger RNA from Paramecium octaurelia, 394 nucleotides. Lineage: Eukaryota; Ciliophora; Oligohymenophorea; Peniculida; Parameciidae. The record is from the annotation of a GenBank genome assembly.
AUGUAAAAUAUUGCAUAACAAUCAAAUCAAGAAAAAGAAGCUAACUAAAAAUUGUAAAAAACAAAUAGACCCACAUCUAGCAGGAGAUGCAAGUAGUAUAAGGAUUGGCAAAAACAAAAGAAAUUUCUUGAGAAGUAAAGGUAAAUGCUGAAGAAGGUGAAAGAGAAGUUAGAGAAGUAAAAUUAGUAAUUGGAGUCUCCAAAGUCUGAUGAGAAUGACAGUUUUGAGUCUGAUGAGAUUUUUUAAAGGCCUUGUUUAUUUUAUACAUUAAUGUGCACAGGAAUGAAUGGAAAUGAUUUUGAAUUCUUGGCUCUAACAGAUUUGAAACUUGAUCUAAUUAAGGAAGCUAUAACAGAAUAAAACAAAUGAGAGAAUAAAAAAUAUAAUAUUAAAU